AUGACCUUCGCUUCGGUGUCUGACAGUGAACGCAAUGUAGACCAGGAGCCUAGCCCCAAAGGUGGGCCCAAGUCGAAGCAGUCACCCAAGGAGCCUCCAGCAGCCGAGUUGACUAGCAUUCAUCUCGAUGGGGAGAUAGAUGAAAACGUCAAGAUCUAUGAUACAUGUGACGACGUACGUCGGAAAAUCACGGGUCAUGUUAAAGACUCGACGCAGGCAGCCUUUGCGCGGGAGCUGUCCCAGAUGAUGCCACACACUCGCAUCAACGCAACCCACGUCGGCAGAUUCCAGAAGAUGAAAGGCCCAAGAGCGGGCGGGCAUAACCCGGUGUUCUACGCCGCUUAUGUGUACUUUGAGAAGUUGCGCAUCAAGCAGGGCAAAAAGAAGAGCGCAAAGCGCGAGCAGAUGGAGGAACACUGGGAGGAGAGAGGCGGGUUUCCAAGGGAGGGCAGCCAUAACAUCUACAUCCUGACUAAACCGGGUCAGCAUUGGACCUUUGACGCCAUGGGGAAGCCAAAGAUGGUGGGCCAGGGACGCCCAGGAGGUGGAUGGACUAGGAAACGCGUGCGAGAUCACUCGUGA
This is a messenger RNA of Neoarthrinium moseri, 582 nucleotides long. RefSeq lists its product as uncharacterized. Lineage: Eukaryota; Fungi; Ascomycota; Sordariomycetes; Amphisphaeriales; Apiosporaceae. The transcript has a single exon. Bases 1 to 582 code for a protein of 193 amino acids. The record is from RefSeq and is a predicted model, not a curated record.